Messenger RNA from Laetiporus sulphureus 93-53, 249 nucleotides. RefSeq lists its product as uncharacterized. Gene Ontology annotation, cellular component: U4/U6 x U5 tri-snRNP complex; U6 snRNP; precatalytic spliceosome. The transcript has 5 exons. NCBI's taxonomy places the organism in Eukaryota, Fungi, Basidiomycota, Agaricomycetes, Polyporales, Laetiporaceae. The record is from RefSeq and is a predicted model, not a curated record. Gene Ontology annotation, biological process: mRNA splicing, via spliceosome. Gene Ontology annotation, molecular function: RNA binding. The coding region runs from base 1 to 249 and encodes 82 amino acids.
AUGGCAAGCCCGCAAGGCUACGUUGACCAUCACGUUCUGCUCAUUCUGCAAGAUGGACGUGCAAUUGUGGGAGUAAUGGCCGGUUAUGACCAAAAGGCUAACGUUGUUCUGUCGGACUCAAAGGAACGCGUACUGUAUCUUGUCAAAGGCGACCAAAUUGUUCUGAUUGGCGAGCUUGAUGAGGCCCUAGACCAGUCGGCCGACCUCUCCACCAUUCGCGCGGAAUCUAUCCUGCCUGUCCACUACUGA